GGAGCGAGGGAGGCGCGGCCGGGCUGGGGAGUCGCGCGCACACUCUGCUCCGGGGGACAGACGUUUAACUCUUGCCAAGUCUCGCCGCCUCUGCGGCUCGCGGGCCCUUGGGCUUUUUCCCCCUCUGAAGCAUGAGCCUUUCCUCCCGCAGCCGCCAACGCUGCGCGGGUCGCGGACAGUGCGCGCCGGGGCUCCAGGCGCGCGGCCUCCAGAUCUCUUGCGCCCGGAGCCCGGAAGCUUGCGGCAGGCGAUCUGUGGGUGACUGUGCCUGCGAGAGACUUUGCCAUACCAUUCUGCCGGAAUUUGAAGAGAAAGAACCAGCCGCUUCCAGUCCCCUCCCCCUCCGCCACCAUUUCGGACACCCCGCACAGUCUCCUUUUGGGGUACCCUGUGACUUCCAGGCAGCACGCGAGGUCCACUGGCCCCGACUCGGGCGACCACCUGUCUCAGACGUGUUGACUCAUCUCCCAUGACCCUGCGGUGCCUGGAACCCUCCGGGAAUGGAGCGGACAGGACGCGGAGCCAGUGGGGGACCUCGGGGUCGCCGGAGGAACAGUCCCCCGAGGCGGCGCGUCUGGCGAAGGCCCUGCGCGAGCUCAGUCAAACAGGAUGGUACUGGGGAAGUAUGACUGUUAAUGAAGCCAAAGAGAAAUUAAAAGAGGCACCAGAAGGAACUUUCUUGAUUAGAGAUAGUUCGCAUUCAGACUACCUACUAACUAUAUCUGUUAAGACGUCAGCUGGACCGACUAACCUGCGGAUUGAGUACCAAGACGGGAAAUUCAGAUUGGAUUCUAUCAUAUGUGUCAAGUCCAAGCUUAAACAGUUUGACAGUGUGGUUCACCUGAUUGACUACUAUGUUCAGAUGUGCAAGGAUAAACGGACAGGCCCAGAGGCCCCCCGGAAUGGGACUGUUCACCUGUACCUGACCAAACCUCUGUAUACAUCAGCACCAACUCUGCAGCAUUUCUGUCGACUCGCCAUUAACAAAUGUACUGGUACAGUCUGGGGACUGCCUUUACCAACAAGACUAAAAGAUUACUUGGAAGAAUAUAAAUUCCAGGUAUAAGUAUUUCUCUCUCUUUUUUUAAACACAUGCCUCAUAUAGAAUAUCUCCGAAUGCAGCUAUGGAAAGAGAACUCAGAGGCCCUCCUCUGGAAAGCUGCGUAGAAUUCUUUCUCAUGGACAGUUGAGCUCAGUCUAAUUUAAAGGUGUGAAGAUGUAGCUAGGUAUUUUAAAGUUCCCCUUAUGUAGUUUCAGCUGAAUGAUGCUUUCUUUCCUAUGGCUGAUCAAGACCAAAUGGCCCUUUUUAAAUGAAAAGAAAAAAAAAUGUCCCAAGGAAAGGCAAGAGAAUAUUCCUGUCAGAAUGACUUGCCUUUUUUUGGGGGUCCCUAUGCACUGGGUCAAAAGUCCAAGCACCAUAGGAGAGAAAGACUUCCAUGUGGCUAGCUGAAGGAGGAAAAGACCCUGGCUGACCCAGGCUUCAGCUCCACUUCUAGAUGCCUGGUGAUCAGUCUGUGUUAGAACAUGUUAUAGUUUGCAUCCUGACGUAUCUAGUAGGAGUUCCGUUUAAGCUGCUUGUAUUUAUCCCUCAUUUUAUGCAACUAAUCAAAUCAACCAAAAAAAAAAAAAAAAAGAUUGUCACCGUGAGAGCCUGUAUCUGUCUUUUUUACUACACGUAUGAACUUCCCCUGUGAAUGAGUACUGUAGCAAUCCAUUUCAAGGCAGCCUUACUUCAGAAACAUUUCAAACUGGUGCAAACAGAAAAGACUUCUCUCUUUUCUUAAGGCUAAAGACAAGAAUGUCACGCUACACAGGUGCAACUCAAUCCUCGAAAAAAAAAAAAAAAAAAACCAAUGCAGACAGAGACGUUUUCCCCCUUGACGUAGCUGUGAGUCCUAACCUAUUGCCACUGAAUUUUUUUUGGAAAUGGCUUUAGAACUUUUCAAGUUGCCCCUGAAUUGUCUGACCAUGGCCAUCAACAGCCGCCUCCCUUCUACCAUGUAGAAUACUAUGACUUACUUUUCUUCCAGAUAUAGGGGGGGGUACCUGCCUGUUUUUCAAAGUGUUUAUUUACUGCUGUUACUAUUUGAUUAGAAUGUAUUAAAUAAAAACAAACCUGACUUUUA
Grammomys surdaster is the source of this 2126-nucleotide messenger RNA. It is a transcript of the gene Socs2, whose product is annotated as suppressor of cytokine signaling 2. Gene Ontology annotation, molecular function: 1-phosphatidylinositol-3-kinase regulator activity. Gene Ontology annotation, cellular component: phosphatidylinositol 3-kinase complex. The transcript has 3 exons. Gene Ontology annotation, biological process: intracellular signal transduction; phosphatidylinositol phosphate biosynthetic process. NCBI's taxonomy places the organism in Eukaryota, Metazoa, Chordata, Mammalia, Rodentia, Muridae. The record is from RefSeq and is a predicted model, not a curated record. The coding region runs from base 470 to 1066 and encodes 198 amino acids.